CCACCACACCCGCGCGCGACUAUAGCAUCCAACAAUUGCAUCCGCAAUGGCUCUGGCAACAUGGUAAUCAGAAAUGUCCGAACAAGCAUUGCCGCAGUCACGCGUGGUGCGCCGCCGAAAUCCACGCCCCAUCAAUUCCUGCGUUGAAUGCCGCACGCGCAAAAGUCGAUGCUCCAAAACACACCCUUGUCAGAACUGCACCGCCUUUGGAAGAGAAUGUGUCUUUAUCACGGUCCCAGAGAGCGCCGCGCGCAAGAAGCAGAGGGAGAGGGAACAUGCCAGUAAAAGCAGCGCAGAGUGGACCCAGCCGAUCCCGCUGCGCACGCACAGCUCGAGCACAGUCCAGCCCGAAAAGUAUGAAUCUAUGUAUGAGCAAGAUAAGGCUUUGAGCACGACCACGCCGGGAACGCCACCUAGAGAUUACGAAUGGGAGGCGUAUCAGCAAAGUGUGCAGGUUGAUCAAUCUGAAGGUGCGGCGUGGGAGCAGCUGCCUGCCGAGCCGGAAGAGACGCCCGACGAUGUGUACGAAGAUGAAGACGACGAUGAGAUGGAGGUCGCGACUGAUCUUACUAUCCGGAUUGGAAGAAUGAUCAUCUGUGAAAAUAUCACUGGCUUCUUCAGACCGCAGUAUGCGGAAGAGCUUGGAAAGCUUCUGUCAGACCACCCUCCUUCAACGUCUUCAGUGGCGGGGCAGAGAGCAUCACAAGCCUCAGCAUUGUUAUCGGCAGAACACAUGCCAUCCCUCUCACCUUCGCUCAAUCUGCUCCUAGGUGGGUCAAUAUCUAACUCUUCCAACAACGACAUCGAACCGCCGCUGCUUCCAUCAAGAAUGGAAGCCGAAGCACUUCUCAACCGGUACAUAGAGGCUGUCAGUCCUCUUGCCCACGUGCUGCACAUACCAUUUUGCAAACGUCUUUUUGAACGCUUCUGGAUGAACAUCGAGAUUGGGAAUACAAACCCGAAUUCGUGUACGGCGCUAAUGCUAGCUGUGUGCAUGGCUGCCGCUGCAUCUGUCUCUCCGCUUCAAGCAAAGUCGCAAUUUGGCAUCUCGAAAGAAGAUCUGUUCUUGAGGCUACAAAAAGCGACCGAACGAGCACUCCUCCGCGCCAACUGGGCAAAGACCUCCAACAUCCGGACACUCCAAGCAUUGACCAUAUAUCUCAUACCUCUGUGCAGGGCACAAAUCUCCCGCGCCACGUCCGUAGUCGUAGGUGCCCUCGUCCGGCUGGCCCAGUGCAUCGGCAUCCACCGCCUGUCGCAUUCCUCAGCGCACACCCUCACCCCGCUCCAACGCCACGUCCGCUCCCUCCUCUGGUACCAAAUCUGCUUCCUGGACUUCAAAACCGCCGAAGCGCAAGGCCCGCACCCCUCGAUCCGAUCUGACGACUUCGACUGCCCCCUCCCCCUCAACGUGGACGACGACGUCUUCGAAUUUGGCUCGCCAAAAUGGCAGCACAACCCCACGCCCGUGCAAGGCUGGACCGACGCCACCCUCUCCCUCAUCCGCUACGAAUGCAACGAGAUCCAUCGCCUCAUCUUCCGCGGGCGCAUAGAGAUCGACCGCAAGGCAAUCACUCUGCACGACCUGCGCGCCCGCGUCGAGGCCAAGAAGCGCCACAUUCAGCAAAAAUACCUGCACCACCUCGACGCCUCGGUCCCCAUCCAGCGCUACGCCGGCCUCGUCGCUACCUGCCUCAUGGCCCGCUGCGACUCCAUGCUGCUGUACCGGCACCUGCCCCAGGCGUCGCCGCACCCGCGCUCCGACUCUGAAAACCGCCUCCGCGACGUCCUCCUCACCGCGGCUCUGACCACGCUCGAAAUCGGCGCCACCCUCGACACCCUCCCCUCCCUGUCCUCCUGGGCCUGGUACAGCACCACCUACCAGCAGUACCAUGCCGUGCUGCUGCUGCUGACCGAGCUGUACCGCACACCCGACCUCGACCGCAAAGACCGCAUGAUGACCAUCAUCGACCACAUCUUCGGGCACUGCUACGGCGUCGGCGUGCGCGAGCGCUGCGCCGACCUCCUCUGGACCGUCAAAGAGAACCUCGAGGCCUUCUACAUCAUGAAGGGCAUCCCCAAGAAGGCCGCCGCGCCCCCGCAGCAGCACCCCACGCUGCAGCCUCUUCCGCAGCUCACCCGCAGCCAGAGCAGCGUCGCAAGCCCCGACCUGGGUAUCGGGAUGACGGGCUUGCAGACGCCGAUGGACAACUUGAAUGUCGACUUUGAGUCGUUGCUGGGGAGUUUGAGCGCGCAGGGCGGCGCGGGCGUGGGCGAGAGCGAUCUGGAUGGAUUUCUGGCGGGCUUGCAGAGGGGCAGCGAUGCCAUUUUCAUGCCGGCCGACACGUCUGCUGCGCAGAAUGGCGCGCGCGAGUGGGAGGAGAGUGCGCAGCCGGGGUUGCAGCAGUGGGACAGUUGGACAUUCCCGAACCAGACGCAAAACAGGUGAUGAGGAUGAGGAUGUGGGCGAACACUUGCUUCAGCAUUUACAUGUACGGAAAUUGGGGAUUUUGCUGUACUAUACCACGGCUUGGCGGGAAUGGCUCUAUACCCAUCCUUGAGCAAUUGCUUCUCGAUGUUCAACAAAGGAGAUAGCUUCUUAAUUGCAGAUAAAAGCAACUUGAUGUGUCGCAUGCCUCGAAUGGUCCAACAACGCUACCUUUCCAAACCCAAAAACGCCGUGUACAACUUUGAGUUAUGCCUCCGCGCCAACGCCGUGCCUGCCAUGUUUCCCACACUACGCUGCAGUCGCUGACGCGCGAUUUCACCAUCCCAAACAAAACAGCCAAAUGUCAACAUGCCGAAAAUACAACAUCGACCCGAACGCCGUUUAUGCGUACCCAAAGAGAUCAAAGCGUGA
Paraphaeosphaeria sporulosa is the source of this 2860-nucleotide messenger RNA. RefSeq lists its product as uncharacterized. The transcript has 4 exons. Gene Ontology annotation, biological process: regulation of DNA-templated transcription; DNA-templated transcription. NCBI's taxonomy places the organism in Eukaryota, Fungi, Ascomycota, Dothideomycetes, Pleosporales, Didymosphaeriaceae. The record is from RefSeq and is a predicted model, not a curated record. Gene Ontology annotation, molecular function: DNA binding; zinc ion binding; DNA-binding transcription factor activity, RNA polymerase II-specific. Bases 74 to 2449 code for a protein of 791 amino acids.